AUGUCUAAGCGUACUUUGUCCCCUUCUAUCUCCUCUCGUCAAACUCAGGCCUCUACUGCGGCCAUUCUUCCCAACGUCGACCCCGAACUCCUUAUGCGUCAUACGAAAAGGAUGAGGAUCUCCUCUCAAGCUCCAGCCCCUUCUCAACCUCCAUUGGUUGAUGCUUCUCGUAGGGCUCUGGACACCAUUAAGGAUCGAUAUCAAUCCGGUCCUUCUCGUACUCAACAAUCACCUUCUCUCGAUGACGCGAUUAUCGAGCAAUUCCUCGACCUCGACGGUGGGGCAGGGCCAUCUGCCACCGACGGGCUUGACGAUGUUCCCCCCGAACUCGAAAUCAUUUUUCGCGCUCCUCGCAAGGUUUCCGCUAAUGAAGAACUUGCCAAGGCUCUGGACGCUCGAAAAGACUCGGAAAUCGGUGAGGUCUCUAUCGAAUUCUCCACUCUCUGGGCCAAAAUGUCCUUUUCCUCCGUUCGUAUCGCUUUGAAGAACGAAGCCCUGGAUCGUUUUCGCGAGACUGGCUCCCUCAAUCUUACUGCGAAAUGGUUUAGGAAUGCUCUCAAUCGUUUGGCCCAAGGUUGGCGACUCCGCAACAAGAAUGGUGCUGCCGCCCGUCUCGAGGGUGAGCUCUGCUCCGAUUGCCAGCGUCGCCUCGAUGGUGGAGAAGAUUUUCGUGUCGGUUGUAUCGGCCCUCGGAACUUCAAAGUGUUCGGUCAAAAACAACAAUCCCGAGGCCAAAUUUCGCGAGGUAUCUAUCUUCUUCCUUCGAACUUGAUCGAUGUUGAUGUCAAGGGUGUCACCGUUGGAGCUCAGACUGUCACCUCCAAGGUUACUUUCGUCCUGGAGCACGAACCCUGUGCUGUCUCGGCCCGUUAUCGAUCCCUUUCCUCCCAGGAUCAAUCCUCUUCUCUCACCCAACUCUCCGCUUACAUCCACCUCUUUUCCUCUCUCCUUCUUCCUCUUCCCCCAGUACAUCUGGGUCUCUACAAAUCUCUUCAUCUCAUUCCUUCCGACUACACCCCUCCCUCUCCUUCUGAAACCUUGGAUCAUCUCACCUCUGCUGCUGAUCCAACCGGAUUGACUUCUUCUCAACCAGUCGCCGGUCCCUCCUCUUCUCCCCAUACUCCUCUCCCCCGCAAUGUCAUUCGUAUUCCCGCCUCGGUCCGUCGUCCCCGAGCCAAUUCUACCGCCUCCAACUUCUAG
Molecule: messenger RNA, 1200 nt
Organism: Tremella mesenterica DSM 1558
Lineage: Eukaryota; Fungi; Basidiomycota; Tremellomycetes; Tremellales; Tremellaceae
Exons: 6
Coding region: 1-1200 (399 amino acids)
Source: RefSeq, a predicted model, not a curated record